AUGAAGAGGAGCACAGUCGUCAUCCGGCCUUCGGCAAGGGCUCUCUCCCGGCAAGCAUCCUCGCAAUCGUUUCUCCUUGCUCGUUCAUCAGCCCUUACCUCUCGCCAACGAAGGCUCUACUCAACCCAUCCACCAAACGCGCGUCUCAACCUUCCCAUUGACUACGCGACAACCCCCCUUCUCGCCCACACCUCCCAAGCAGCCCUCUCCAACCCCGAGCUGCCAGCCUCGGUGCGCAACGGCACUACAAAGCGCAUGAACCUCUUCCAAGCAAUCAACGACGCCCUCUCGACCGCCCUCGCCGAAGACGAGUCGGUCCUCAUCUUCGGCGAGGACGUCGCCUUCGGCGGCGUCUUCCGCUGCACGACAAAGCUGGCCGAGACGUACGGCGGCGACCGCGUGUUCAACACGCCGCUGACGGAGCAGGGCAUCAUGGGGUUCGCGAUUGGCGCUGCUGCUGAGGGCAUGCGGCCCGUGGCGGAGAUCCAGUUUGCUGAUUAUGUCUUUCCUGCAUUUGAUCAGCUUGUGAAUGAAGCGGCGAAGUUCCGGUAUCGUGACGGGGCGGGCGGACGGAGCGCGGGCGGGUUGACGGUGCGCAUGCCCUGUGGCGGUGUCGGGCAUGGCGCGCUGUACCAUUCGCAGAGCCCUGAGGCCCUGUUUACGCAUAUCCCAGGGUUGAAGGUCAUCAUUCCGCGUGGGCCGGUGCAGGCGAAGGGCUUGUUGCUGGCUGCGAUCCGGAGUAAUGACCCGUGCGUCGUCAUGGAGCCCAAGAUCCUGUAUCGCGCUGCAGUCGAGCAGGUCCCGACUACAGCGUACGAACUGCCGCUUGGAAAGGCAGAAAUACUCAAGGAGGGCAAAGACGUCACCGUCGUGUCGUAUGGCCAACCUCUGUACAAGUGCAUGGCUGCCCUGAAGGCAGCUGAGCAGGACUUCGGGGUGUCGGUGGAGUUAAUCGACCUGAGGACGAUCUAUCCAUGGGACAAGGAGACCGUCUUCAACAGCGUGCGCAAGACGGGACGGUGUGUGGUCGUCCAUGAGGCUAUGGUGAAUGCUGGUGUUGGCGCUGAGGUGGCUGCUGCGAUUCAAGAAGAUCCCGAGACUUUCGUCAGGCUGGAGGCGCCUGUUGCGAGAAUUGCGGGAUGGAGCAUCCCCACGCCGCUGGUGUUUGAGCAGUUUAAUUUACCGGAUGUCACCACUCGCGGAUGUCGUCGCAGGCACGUCUUCUUGCCCAAGAACUAUCUUGCUCUCAACCUUUCUACAGACAUCAAGAACUUGACUUCGUCGACACCGAAUUUGAUCAACGAGCUCGGCCCAGCCUUCCAGAAGUACAACGAAGAGCAGUUCACCACGGUCAAGCUGCCCGGAAGCAGCCAACACGUCAUAAUCAGCUCGCAUAACUCCCUCGGUGGUAGCCGCUACUACGACGUCGAGACCUCGACCAGCUUCGCGUUCGACCACACCACGCAAAAAGCCAGCGCUGUUGAGACCUAUGUCGUGGAGGGCGCACAAGGGGAUCUAACGAAAUCCGUCAUCAAGGCGCUUGCGCCCUAUGUCAAAGAACACUACAGCAAUGCCGCGUAUGGCGCCUGGCCGAUCGAGAAUGACUCCAAGGUGGCCAUUAUCAUUGUGGCCAACAAAUACAGUCCGAACAACUACUGGAACGGGCGCUGGCGCUCACUCUACAUCUUGGACCCGGCUGCUGGCACUGUCGAGGGUAGCAUUAAGGUCGACGUGCACUACUACGAGGACGGUAACGUGCGGCUGUUGACUGAUAAGCCGGUGACGGCGUCCGUGUCGGCGACUGGCGCGGCCAUCGUCAAGGAGAUAUCGGCGGUAGAGAAGAAGUACCAGGAGGAGCUGAACCGCAGCUUCGCGAGCCUCAGCGAGGGCGCCUUCAAGGCCCUGCGCCGGCAACUGCCUGUCACCAGGCAGAAAAUCGAGUGGGAGAAGAUAGCCGGGUACCGGCUGGGACAGGACAUUGGCGGGGGUGGGGCUCGGCGAUCCGAUGGUGAUCUGGUGGCCCCGGAGCCCACAUGGUACCCCGUCUUGCUGCGACGCCGAUGCGGGAGCGGACAGCAGUGGGAUGGGCGAGCAUCUGGAAAACGGAAAACGGUCGCCGUCCAGCAGCGCGAAGAUCGCGAGGAGGGGAGCACUAACUUCGAUGAUGCACAAGCCACAAGAUCGACUUAUUUCCAACUCUACACUUUAUUAUGUGUUUCUCGAUUCCGUAUUCGCAAAGACCAUGAUUUUUGA
Molecule: messenger RNA, 2253 nt
Organism: Thermochaetoides thermophila DSM 1495
Lineage: Eukaryota; Fungi; Ascomycota; Sordariomycetes; Sordariales; Chaetomiaceae
Product: putative F-actin-capping protein
Exons: 6
Coding region: 1-2253 (750 amino acids)
Biological process (GO): response to nutrient; barbed-end actin filament capping; branched-chain amino acid catabolic process
Cellular component (GO): F-actin capping protein complex
Molecular function (GO): catalytic activity
Source: RefSeq, a predicted model, not a curated record